CUCCUUUCAAGCUUCAUCUGAAGUAUAGUAUUGGUUUUGAGAAAUUUGAGAUACCCUUUUGCAAGAUCUUUAUAAUGGGUGGCAUAUUUAUAGAUGGAAAAUUCAUUCUUAGCAUAAUUUUUUCACUGUGGAGAAUGUGUUUGGCAAAAGAAACUCCUGCUAAUUUUGUGUUUGGGGAUUCUCUGGUUGAAGUUGGAAACAACAACUACAUUCCCUCACUCUCCAAGGCUGAUUAUCCUCCCAAUGGAAUCGAUUUUGGAAAGCCUACUGGGCGAUACACAAAUGCAAGAACCGUCAUUGACAUUAUAGGUCAGAGUGCUCUGGGUUUGAAGGAGUUCACACCUCCUUACUUAGCUCCCACAACAGCUGGACCAGUAAUUCUGAGGGGUGUCAACUAUGCUUCAGGUGGAGGUGGAAUUCUUAAUGAAACAGGAAAAAUAUAUGUUGGUAGAAUAAACAUGGAUGCACAGAUAGAUAAUUUUGCAAAUACCAGACAAGACAUCAUCUCAAGCAUUGGUCUUCCUGCAGCAGUAGAGCUACUUAGAAGAGCUCUCUUCUCAGUAACAAUCGGCUCAAACGAUUUCCUCAGUAACUACUUGGUGCCAGUUAUAACCGAGGUUAAGAGGAAGUUGAUACCACCGGAAACUUUUGUUGGCAUUUUGAUUGCAAGAUUCAGACUGCAACUUACAAGACUGUACAAUUUGGGUGCAAGGAGGAUGGUUGUGAUAAAUUUAGGACCUAUUGGGUGUAUACCCUUUGAGAGGGAAGUAAAUCUGGUAGCUGAUCCAGAAAAGUGUGCUGAAUUUCCAAAUCAAUUAGCACGGUCAUUCAAUGCCAAGCUAAGGACCCUUGUCACCGAGCUAAACAAGAAUCUUCCCGGGGCCAAAUUUGUGUAUGCAAAUGUUCAUAGUAUUGUGGAAGACAUCAUUGAGAACUACAUAUCAUAUGGUUUCGAGAAUACAAACUCUGCAUGCUGCAGUGUAGUAGGGCGCUACGGGGGUCUAAUCGCAUGUGGUCCUCAGCCCUCAAUGGUUUGCGAGGACCGGUCGAAGUAUGUGUUUUGGGAUCCUUACCAUCCUUCUGAUGCUUCUAAUAUGAUCAUAGCAAGGCGUCUCUUGUAUGGGAACUCCAGUGAUAUUUCACCCAUGAAUAUUGUGCAGCUCCUCCAAGCUUCUUGAUCUGCACUCAGAUGGAGGUUUUUGGUUCAUUAAACAGAGAACGUUGUUUAUAGAGUAGUUGAUCGCCAGUAUAGUUGCACCUGAAGAGAAUUGAAAGUACUCAAAUUAGUGAGAGUAAGGAAUGCCCGAAAAGGGUCUAUCUAUGGUUUGAUUAUUUGUUGUAACCUCUGUUUGGGCUGCUUCUUCUUCUUCUUC
Molecule: messenger RNA, 1373 nt
Organism: Rosa chinensis
Lineage: Eukaryota; Viridiplantae; Streptophyta; Magnoliopsida; Rosales; Rosaceae
Product: GDSL esterase/lipase At4g16230
Exons: 5
Coding region: 75-1178 (367 amino acids)
Molecular function (GO): hydrolase activity, acting on ester bonds
Source: RefSeq, a predicted model, not a curated record